GACAUGGCUGCCACUCCAUAAGUGUGGCACAACCGAGCGACUCUGUCAAGGGAGAUAGAGGGCCCGCUAAGUGCUCCGUUACGGCGGUGUGGGUCAAGAUACAGCCUUUCUUUAACUGGUGAAUCAAACUUACAUCCUCCUCUUCGUUGGUGACAACAAAAACAGUCUCACUCAAUCAGAGGGCCUGCCAACAGUCUCAAGGACAACUAUUUACUGUAGACUUAACAACCACCACCACCACCAUGAGCGUAUUUCCUUCGUCGCCUGGGUGGUUCGACGCCUCCCGGAUGAAGCCAUUCCCCACCCAGUACGAGGAACUCAAGAACCCUGCACAUCAAGACGUGUUAUACAUGGGCUGGAUCGCCGCCUACCUCACUCUCUUCGUCUCUUUCUGCCUCUGCGUCAUUCCAGCGACUCAAGGAAAAAAGGAGAUGGUCUACCACUUCAUUCGUGUCACGGCGGCUCUGGGUUUGGGUUUGGUGAUAAUGGCUUGUAACUUCGGCCAGAACUGGGAGGAAGGACAGGUGGACACUUUAACCCCUUAUAAGGCUGGCUCGGGAGCAGAGAUAGAGGCUCGAGUGGGAGUCAAGUUAGGACUUCGCUCUGUAAACAUAACGCUCAAAGCCCUGAAGGAACCUGAAGAGGACUUGAAGGGGGAAGAGAUCGACUACAAUGAAAGGUUUUCCUGGGAGUGGGCCCAGGGAAGAGCUGGCUUUGGACCCUUCGCUGGGGAGAUGCAGCGUAACUUCCGCGCGGCACAACAAAAAGGCCUCCCCCUUCCUAUCUUGUGGGUGGCCGAGUACUUCACCUUCGACGGAGAGGGCAUCCGCUUCGGCCGUUUCUACCGCACCUCUGGCUGGUACUCCCACAUCUUCAUCUGGUUAUCAUUCGCGUUGUGGAUCCUGACACUGAUUCUGUUCAAGAUGGUGAUCAGUUACGGGGCGAUCUUCCUCUUCAUGACCGGCUCUUCCCUCACUAUCUCAGCCCUCAUAUGGUCUAGCAACAGGAAUUUUAUUGAAUUAGCGGUGCCGUUUACCCCUCCUAACGGCAUUUUGAGGACCACUUAUGGCAUCCACUGGUACCUGGCACUAGUGACGGGUGUCCUCUGCAUGGCGACAGGUGUAAUUAUCUGGGGUCUCUCUUACUUAUUCCCUGAUCAAGUGAAAGAGGUUUUCGGCAACGUCUUGACCAUCGAAGACCAGGAGAUAAUAGAGGUGUCAAACGAGGCUCAGUCAACCGGUGACAUAGAGAUGAGGCCAAUGGAUACGACAUCUCGCCAGCAGGGGCGGAUUGUGACGCUGUUGAAGCCAAGGGGGACCCGCUUCGGGUACAGCAAGAAAAUCAACUACACAUCCUUCAGGAACUCGGACGUCUACGAUAAUGUAGACUCUACUAUCUCGCGUGCGGGAUAUUCUCGAUACCAAGGGAACUUAGAAACACACCCAAAUCCAGGCUAUGAACCCGAAAACCUAACGCUCGGACCCUCACAAGCCUACCAACCGUAUCCAAGCUAUCAACAAGGGGGCGUGGAGGUCGAUCAGUACCCAGGCUCACAGGGCCAGUACCCAGGCUCACAGGACCAGUACCCAGGCUCACAAGGCCAAUACCCAGGCUCACAGGACCAGUACCCAGGCUCACAGGACCAGUACCCAGGCUCACAGGACCAGUACCCAGGCUCACAGGACCAAGCUUACAACCAGGACCAGACCGCCAAAGACCAAGAUGAUGAUGAAGAUCUAUAUGUGAACUUGCCUCAACGUGGAGCUCCACCACGUCCCCCAAAGUCAAAACAUAUGUACUAAGAAAACACCAACCAGUCCAUAUUCCAAGGUUGCCUGGGCCUUACUGCACAAAGAGUCUGCAUAUACAUUUGUUCUUAAUCAGUCAGUGGAACACGAACAAAGAAGCAACGUCUCACGAGCUUCUUCAGGCAAACAAAUACUGUAAAACGCAAGAGAAGCUACUAAACAUAAUGAGAUUCAUCGGUAACCGAAGAAUAUUUUAAUGAUAGCAGAAGUUGAAUUGUCUCUGAGAAAUCAAAUACAACGGACAAAAACCCGAAAAAUAAAAGCUGUUUUGAUUCAAGAAAGAAAUUAAGAUACAUUACUGCUUUCUAGUAAACCAGUUGGUUUCUCUGUAUUUGCAAGGAAAACUGAAGAAACGUCCCAAAGGAAAGCUUUAAAAGCAUGAAUUCCUUCAAGCAUUCACAUAAAAAAGAAGAAAAAACAUCAAAAAGAAAUAGCUUCAAGUCCUCAGAGAAAAUAGAGGAAACUUUGGAAAAAGAGAGUAAACGUUUUUACAGAUCAGAAAAUGGAGGGGGAAUGUCUGUACGUAUUUUAUUUACCAGACAACAAAGUGAACCACAAACACUCCAAGAAAAUGAAACUGAUUUAUUAUUACAGAAAAAAACAAGGAAACUAGAAAGUAAGAGUUUUUUCUCGCAGUCAGAGAAAAUAAAGCAAACAGACGAAAGGAAAUCAACCCUUUUAUUGAAAUCAAAGACUGCAGAACAAAAGCAUCACAAGAAAUGCCACAUCACAAAGUCCAUACUAGGCGAACUAUCUUCGAAUUUAAAGUUCUAUCUAAAUAGAUUCGUUUUAUUCUUGAGUACAAUUCUUCACUACCUAUCCAUAUCAAUCGUCAUCUUUUGGCAUAGCCUCAACACUACCCUGAAGACCGCGGCUACUCGCGUAAUAGUAAUGAGCAAAGCAUUAGUAUCCAUGUUAAUCGCAGUAACACCAAAGAAAGUCGUAAAACACGCCAUGAUCUACAUCUGCUACGCUAUUCCCCAGCUAAGAUUUCGGGCAGUCUUGUUACGUUUCAUCAAUUCCUCCCCAUCACACGUCACCAAGAGAAUAAUUAGUAUUUACCUGAAAAAAGUUUCGCUACGUGUAAUGACCUGGCAUGCCCACCUUUCCCUAGGGAGCAGCUCUUUGAAGAAGAUCGCCAUGAACUUUGGUCAUAUCCUUCGCCUGCCUAAGACUCUGAUGGAGACGUUGUUCUUGGCGGCUGCGAGUCUGUUGAAGUUUCUUUCGAGAUCCCUGAAUUUUUUUAGGGGUGACGUAGCCCAUUUGACCAAGACGAGGUCAUUCACCUGGUCCUGGAAACGGAGAAGUGGUCACAGGAAUUCGUUAAGUAGUGGUGAAGAAUCUGGAAAUUUGAAGUAAAACCUCUAUCAUGUAAAGUGAUAGAAAAGGAACCAAAAUUUUUUUUUACGAACUGAUUAAAUUUGGAAAAAAUAUUUAAUUAAAGAAUGUAAGAAAUUGAAGCAAUACUGUAAUUAAGAGACGGAUCUGUUUUGCUGUAAGGGAAUUAUGAUUAAAAAAAAUAAGUAUUUAUUGUAUGAACCUAGUUCCUACAUCUGCAUUUUGGAGUAACUGAAUUACUAGUAAAACUUUAUACGAUUUCUUACCAAUCCCCUGUACUACGUACGUUACCCAUUUGCGUUUUGCAAUACUUUUGUAAAACAUAUCAUCAUUGGUCUCCAUAUUUUCUUUUAUCUUUCUCUGCAUAUUGACCACGUUGUUGAACUUAAGUACAUUUUGGCUUAAGUCAAAAUCCAUUUAGCCGUUGGUCACUUUGAAUGUGUUAAGUUAGAAUGGCCAGUAAAAUAAAAAUAUGUAUAAUGAUCCGAUCCUGUUAACUGGGAGAUAAAAAUAAUACUAUAAUGAAAUUAUUCACUGUGGUUAAUAUUGAGCUACUGAUUAUAUUUCUAUAAUAAUCAAUAUAGCCGUUUAAUCAAUUAUUCACAAUAUACAAUUAAUUAAUAUUU
This is a messenger RNA of Homarus americanus (American lobster), 3772 nucleotides long. Its product is annotated as dual oxidase maturation factor 1-like. The transcript has 13 exons. The record is from RefSeq and is a predicted model, not a curated record. Lineage: Eukaryota; Metazoa; Arthropoda; Malacostraca; Decapoda; Nephropidae. Gene Ontology annotation, biological process: protein transport. The coding region runs from base 243 to 1802 and encodes 519 amino acids. Gene Ontology annotation, cellular component: endoplasmic reticulum membrane.